Messenger RNA from Liolophura sinensis, 786 nucleotides. RefSeq names its product U1 small nuclear ribonucleoprotein C-like. Gene Ontology annotation, cellular component: nucleus; U1 snRNP. The record is from RefSeq and is a predicted model, not a curated record. Gene Ontology annotation, molecular function: zinc ion binding; pre-mRNA 5'-splice site binding. Lineage: Eukaryota; Metazoa; Mollusca; Polyplacophora; Chitonida; Chitonidae. The transcript has 6 exons. The coding region runs from base 74 to 520 and encodes 148 amino acids. Gene Ontology annotation, biological process: mRNA 5'-splice site recognition; spliceosomal snRNP assembly; mRNA splicing, via spliceosome.
CUUCCGGUCAACACGCUUCCCCUGAAAGAAUCGAGGAGUGAUGUUAUAAUCUCAUUUGAACUUGACUGGAACAAUGCCCAAGUACUACUGUGAUUACUGUGACACAUACCUGACACACGACUCACCCUCUGUCCGAAAGACACAUUGUAAUGGUAGAAAACACAAGGAAAAUGUGCGACUGUAUUAUCAGAAGUGGUUAGAAGAGCAAGUUCAGAAAUUGGUAGAUGACACAACUGCUGCAUUUAAGGCUGGCUCAGGGAAGUCUUCAUCGGGAAGUUCAGGCGGCACAGCUCCCCCACCCUCAGGUCCUGUUCCAGGGGGACCCAUGCCCCCUGGGGUACCUCUCAUGGGCCCUGGCCCAGGUGGCCCAGCUCCUAUGCCACACAUGAUGCCAGUUGGAAUGAGACCACCCAUGGGAAUGGGGCCAGGGAUGGGGCCUAUGGGUUUGAUGCCUGGCAUGUCAGGCAUGAGACCCCCACAGAUGGGGGGUCCUCCACCAGCAAAGAUGAUGAAGAAGUAGCUGCAAAUGGCAGUAAAGGAUUACUGACAGAGACCACAGGGAAAGAAGAAAUCCUAUGUAAAAUAGGCAAUUUUGUUGAUUCAUUGAUGUGGAAAAGGGCUGUCACUUUUAUAAACUCAUCUUUUCAUUCAUUGCUUCUAUCAUCUGUGGUUUUUAACAUCAUUUUAUUCAUCAUUAAUGAAAUCACUCUGAAUGUUGAUGGUUAAAUGUCUUUGUCUUUACCGUAGUAUGUAUGUGUAAAUGUUAAUCUGUAAUAAAUAACUCCA